UGAUAAGUAGGAAAGAUCACUUUCUCAAGUGAUCAUAUGGUAUAGAGUAGUAAUACCAUUUAUGAAAAUGCAAAGGUGGAAAAAGGGACAGUGCAACAAGGACCAAUCUGAAGGACCACCUUCCUGCACAAGGGCAUUUAUCAAGAGAAAGUUCCAUCAGGUUUCAAAUAAACAUGAAGGGGCUGUUGCUAAGGACAAGGGCAGCGAAAAUUCAUCCAAGUGCAACAGUAAACCAACGAAGUUGCCAAAAAAACGUAUACUAGAACUUAUUCUCGACAUGCUGCAAAGGAGGGACACCCAUGAAAUAUUUGCAGAACCAGUUGAUCCCACUGAGGUGGAAGAUUACUAUGAAAUCAUUAAAGACCCUAUGGAUUUUGGUACAAUGAGGGCUAAGCUUCAUGAAGGAAUGUAUCAGAAUCUCCAACAGUUUGAGGUCUGCUUUUCCCCUAAAUUGUCAUUUCUCUAGUUACACCACAUUUUUACGCUUGAUUGGGCCUUAAUGUUCAUUUUCUUAUCUGGUAAUCUUUUUAUUUUCCCUUUAAGUCAAAGUGGACUGGGAUAAAAUUUGAUCAAGUUGUGUCAGCCCUUCUAUUUCUAGGAAACAUUAAGAAACUACUGAGCCUGUUGCGAAUUUUAGCAGCAUCUGAGCCUUCAAUCACCUCUCAUGUUUGUGCAAUUCAUGAUCUGUAAACACAACCAUCAAUCAUGGAUUUCCAAGAAUUUUCCUACAUAUAAUGUCUAUUGAAGUUUUAUAAACUAUCUGCAGUAUAACUUGCUAGAUGUACUCUGAUCAACUAUAUAUGCAUGUGUUCAUUUUUAUGAUCACAGAUUAAGAAGUAUGACGUGCA
Molecule: messenger RNA, 848 nt
Organism: Capsicum annuum
Lineage: Eukaryota; Viridiplantae; Streptophyta; Magnoliopsida; Solanales; Solanaceae
Product: histone acetyltransferase GCN5-like
Exons: 5
Coding region: 62-466 (134 amino acids)
Molecular function (GO): protein binding
Source: RefSeq, a predicted model, not a curated record